UCCUCGCUCCGCGCGCCGGUAGGACACAGUACACACCAUUUCCUCUUCUUCGGAGAUCAUCGGUGGGCGGCGGGCGGCGGGCGGUGAACCUGCUGAGGGCGCCCGUGGCUCGGUUUUGAUACGAUCGACAUGGCGGCGGCGGCGUCUCUGGCGAUCCGUCUCACGGCGCUCGUCGUCGUGCUCGUCGUCCUCUGCCCGACGGCGUCCGCGGCGCCGAAGGGGAAGCAGUACAAGGUCGGCGGUCCUGAAGGGUGGUGCGUGCCCCCGAAGGUGGACAAGGAGAUGUUUUACGUCAAGUGGGCGUCCAGCAUAACCUUCUUCGUCGGGGACUCCGUCGAGUUCGUGUACAAGAACGACUCGGUGAUCAAGGUGAGCAAGGUUGGAUACUACCACUGCAACGAGACGGCGGGCAUCGGCACCGGCCCCGGGCCGAGGGAUGGCAAAACGCUCUUCCCCCUCGACGCGCCAGGCUUCACCUACUUCGCCAGCUCCAACCUCGCACACUGCAACGAUGGCCAGAAGCUCAUAAUUAAAGUCCUCGACGCCGAGCAGCGGCCGCCGGCAUCAGCAUCGUCGCCGUUAGAGGCCCCGACGGAACCAUCAUCUUCACAAGCGCCGCCGUCUCCGGAGCCAGGGCCGGCCUCCAAGGAGCACUCAUCCGCCAUGGGAGGGCCAUUCGUGGCGCCUCUCGCUCGCGCCAUGGCACAAGCUGCAACAUUGGUCCUGGCCUGCUUAAUUUGAGCAAAUCUUAGUGUAGGCUAAAAUAAUUGAUUAGUUCUUUAGUGUGUGGUGUGCCGUGUGCAUGUGAUAAUCAAGGACCAUCGAUUUAGUAUCAGAGUGUUUGGUUUGAUGUAUCGUGUACCGUCUUCGAUCGCAU
Messenger RNA from Triticum urartu, 877 nucleotides. Its product is annotated as early nodulin-like protein 17. Gene Ontology annotation, molecular function: electron transfer activity. The record is from RefSeq and is a predicted model, not a curated record. Lineage: Eukaryota; Viridiplantae; Streptophyta; Magnoliopsida; Poales; Poaceae. Gene Ontology annotation, cellular component: plasma membrane.